CAAUGUCACACAUCACAAUUUUGUCAGUGUUUUUGAAGGUUUCGAUACAAAUAUGUCGACUACAUAAUGACUAUCUCUUCAACUCAAACUGUUCACCAAUAUCCGGGUAUUCAUAAAUUAGGAUUUACAUAUACUUACAGUAGCAGGCAUGUCACCAGCCAAUAAACCUGCUUUGGAGGUUCCCGUGAUUGAUGUCUCUGUCCUUCUAAAAAAUGCUGAUGAAGCGUCGCCAGAAGACCUCAAAAUUUGUGCGGAUGAACUAAAAGCUGCUGUCUCCAGUAUAGGUGUCUUCCGCAUUAGUGGACAUGGCAUCAGCAACGAGGAUCAAACCGAUGCUAGCGACGCAGUCAAGUCACUAUUCAAUGUGUCUGAAGCGGAGAAGCAUAGACUCAGUGUCAAGGCCAACAAUAUCAAGAGUGCAGCGGUAGCACGGGGGUAUAUAGGCAUUGGCGAGGAGAGUGGCUCGCAUCGUGUCGAGGUGAAGGAAGGAUUUUCGAUGGGGUACCGAUGGGAUGCGGUGGAAGCGGGUUUCACCCCAAAGCCGAUGGGAACGAAAACAAGACCCGUGCCCGAGACACUCAAUGCACUACAGGCUGUGAAUGUGUGGCCCACAGAGGACCACCUGGACCUACAGUCGCGCAUUUCAAUGGAUUCUUUGUUCGAACAUAUGACGAGAGUUUCUCAAGCCUUAGUACGAGGAUUCUCCAUGGCUAUGGGGGAGGAAGCAGGGUACCUGACGCCCUACUGCAAGGGCGGAGAGAACAUUUCGUUGUUGAGAUUAUUUCAUUAUUUCCCGUACUCGCAGUACAAAUCGGAUCAAUCCGUAGACGUAGAGAGGAUUGGAUCCUCACCACAUACGGAUUGGGGAUUCUUAACACUCAUUAUGGAACCGGGCAUUGGAGGUUUGGAGGUAUUCCAUGAUGGCGAAUGGAAUACCGUGCCCCCAGUCCCUGGUACCCUCGUAUGUAAUGUCGGUGACUACUUCAGCAUGUUAACGAAUGGAAAAUUCGUCUCUCCAUUGCACAAAGUAGUGACGGGGGAUGAGGAACGAUACUCGAUUGUGUACUUCUACUACCCCGGAUACAAUUCACAUAUUCCUCAGCAAACCUGUUCGCAAGAUCAGGAAGUCCCUUCGAGCAUACGGGACGGCCUCAAAAGCUAUAGCUUGGUCACUGAUCAGUCUGCGAAUGGUGCUGAUCUGGAUCAGAGCGAGUCGAUAACAUUGGAUGAUGUGCCCUUCGGAACUUAUAUCGCUCGCAAGUGGGAACAAGUCGCCAGAUAGUUACUUUCUGCUUCUAGUCCGCAGAGCAUAUUUGCAACGCAGUGAGUUCAAGUAUGCACCACACUACCUGAGAGUGCAAUACGAGGUACGCCUCAAACUUUGAUUUAUUAUAGCAUUUUUUUGACAGCACCUGUGGUUAUGUCAAAUGAUGCAGAAUGUUGCGGCCGAUGUGGCACUCAACGGAGGAUCAUAGACAGAACUCGAGCACAGACAGAUUCAUCUUGCAACUGUUAGGGUUGUGAUCUUUAAUCUUAUUCCAGGUACAUAGCCUUAUUAGGCGCGGUUUGAUGACAAUGGUCGAAUAUAGGAGUUAAAAACAGAUUACGACCCUUCAAUUAUCACGCAGUAGUUCAGAAUUUCAAUCAUCAAGUGACUAAAUAUUUUCUUGGUUGACUGUGCUAUCUUUGGCAGAACCUGACUAAUUUUCUGCC
Molecule: messenger RNA, 1713 nt
Organism: Sphaeroforma arctica JP610
Lineage: Eukaryota; Ichthyosporea; Ichthyophonida
Exons: 2
Coding region: 149-1282 (377 amino acids)
Molecular function (GO): dioxygenase activity
Source: RefSeq, a predicted model, not a curated record